AUGGAUUUAGAAACGUAUAAAAUUUUUACAGAAUAUCUUAGCAGUCCUCGUGAGCUACUCUCUGAUCAGGGUACUCACUUUUGUAAUAAACUAGUGGAUGCUAUUUGUAAACAGAUGAAAGUUCGCCGUCGCAUGUCCACUGCUUACUAUCCCCAAACCAAUGGAUUGGUAGAAAAAUUUAAUAGAACUUUAUGUGAAGUACUGGCCAAAUGUAUUGGACAAUAUGAUGGGAAAUGGACUGAAUUUAUCUCAACGGCUUUGUUCGCUUAUUGA
Molecule: messenger RNA, 273 nt
Organism: Dentiscutata erythropus
Lineage: Eukaryota; Fungi; Glomeromycota; Glomeromycetes; Diversisporales; Gigasporaceae
Source: the annotation of a GenBank genome assembly